Molecule: messenger RNA, 552 nt
Organism: Naegleria lovaniensis
Lineage: Eukaryota; Heterolobosea; Eutetramitea; Acrasida; Naegleriidae
Exons: 1
Coding region: 1-552 (183 amino acids)
Source: RefSeq, a predicted model, not a curated record
AUGAGAAGAGAAGGAGCUCGAUUCAAUGUAAGAACCAAUCAAACCGUGAAGAAAUGCCCUCUAUGUACGAAAUGGCAUUGCCAUAAACAUGUCAAGAAUACUGAUUUUGAAAAUUUCAUUCAUCACUACAAUUCAGAUCGAGCCUUUCGGAAACAGGCCAAUAUUAUGCAUUCGGAAAUGAUCAAGAAUAACAAGAAUGAUAACAAUGAAGAGAAUGAUGAGAUCAAUCAUGAUGAAAUUAAUCUCGUCGUCCAACAUGAGAAUAAUAUUACGAAUCGUCUUGAUGAUGAAAUUAAUACCGACGAUGAAAACGACUCUGAAAAUCAUCCUUCCAACCAUCUCUCAUACUCUCAAAUUUCUCUUCCAAAAGAUUUUACUCCACAAAAGUACAAACGUCAUAUCAGUGGUUAUGUCGCUCGGAAUGUUGGAUAUUCUCGAAUUUCGCAUAAACACAAGGACGAUGAUUAUGGAAAAGAUUUUCGGGAAUUCUCUCGGAAAAGCAAAUAUUUUGUGAAGAGCUUGAAACGUUUAGAUUUUAAUUUGAAUCCAUAG